AUGAAGCGUGACACUAAAGAAAAAGUUAAAAAUGUAUUCUGGAAAGCGCCAAAAUUGUUGAUCUUGACCCAGAUAUGCAAUACAGAGUUUAUUAUUAAGAAGAUAUCUUUGAAACACAACCAUGAUGUUGGUGCAUCUGUAUUUGUACUAUAUGCAGAUAACCGGCAGGCUAAAAAUAUGUUGGAUGCUGGUGUCAAACCAACACUUGUAACAAAUUUCAUACGUCAAUCAAACUUUCCUGUAGCAAAAAAAGAUGUAUAUAAUUUGAAGCAAAAAACAAGGUUCACUGGAAUCCCAGAAGAGGAGCUGAUGGCCACGCUUGGAUUGCCUGGUGUUACAAGUGAAAUCUUAGUUGACGAGAAUGGGACAAUCACUUGUUUCUUUUUGCACAGAUGUUCAAAAACAGUAUAUCCUAAUGCUUAUGUGCAUCCUUGUCGAUUUCAUACGCUGAAGGCAUUUAUAGAAGAAAUGAAAAAACAGGGAGUAAAUAAUAAUCAACAUUUGUAUAAGUUGCUGAAGCAUCUGGUGUAUUGUCCUGUCAAAGAAAAAUUUGACACUGAUGUACUAGAAAUUGAAAAAAAUUAUCCAGAAUUUUACACUUAUCUUGCAACAAACUGGCUUGAUAGACCAGAUAUGUUUGCAGCAUAUGCACGUGCUGGGAAAAUGAACAAAGGUGUUCAUACAACUAACCAUUUGGAGCGGUUUGUUAAGUCUUUAUUAAAUUGUUUAAUAUGUUAUAAUUGA
Molecule: messenger RNA, 744 nt
Organism: Helobdella robusta
Lineage: Eukaryota; Metazoa; Annelida; Clitellata; Rhynchobdellida; Glossiphoniidae
Exons: 5
Coding region: 1-744 (247 amino acids)
Source: RefSeq, a predicted model, not a curated record